UAGCCUCCUCCUGUCAUGGUACUUCUCCUCUCGGUAUCAGUCGACAUAUUUCUAGCCUGUUAUCCUUCGAGAACGGCCCCCAAAAAAAUUCAAGAUCCCUUCCAAGCAUGGAAGUCGCGAGCACUCGUAUCGAUUGAAAAGGUUGCUGGACAGCAAUGGAUGUAUCGGUCGACUAUGCGUUUGCAGAUUGAGACACUGCGGAAGGUUCGUCGAGAAGCAUUAUCCAACGCAACAGCUGAUAUCGAGUACAUCUCGAAUGAUAGAGAGACAGAGACAGAGACAGAGAGCUGUCGGCAAUGAAUAAAGACGCAGAGGAGCUGUAGCCUGCAGACUCGGAGACGUGA
Desarmillaria tabescens is the source of this 344-nucleotide messenger RNA. RefSeq lists its product as uncharacterized. The record is from RefSeq and is a predicted model, not a curated record. NCBI's taxonomy places the organism in Eukaryota, Fungi, Basidiomycota, Agaricomycetes, Agaricales, Physalacriaceae. Bases 16 to 300 code for a protein of 94 amino acids. The transcript has 2 exons.